Molecule: messenger RNA, 1659 nt
Organism: Triticum turgidum subsp. durum (durum wheat)
Lineage: Eukaryota; Viridiplantae; Streptophyta; Magnoliopsida; Poales; Poaceae
Source: the annotation of a GenBank genome assembly
AUGGCGCUUGAGAGCACGGCCAAGGUGGUGCUGGGAUGCGUGGCCUUCUCCAUCUUCUGGGUGCUGGCCGUCUUCCCGUCCGUGCCCUUCAUGCCGGUGGGCCGGACGGCGGGGUCUCUGCUGGGGGCCAUGCUCAUGGUGCUCUUCCGCGUCAUGACCCCCGAGCAGGCCUACGCCGCCAUCGACCUCCCCAUCCUCGGCCUCCUCUUCGGCACCAUGGUCGUCAGCAUCUUCCUGGAGCGCGCCGACAUGUUCCAGUACCUCGGCAGCAUGCUCUCCUGGAAGAGCCGCGGCAGCAAGGACCUCCUCUUCCGCGUCUGCCUCGUCUCCGCCGUCGCCAGCGCGCUCUUCACCAACGACACCACCUGCGUCGUGCUCACCGAGUUCAUCCUCAAGGUGGCCAGGCAGAACAACCUGCCCCCGCAGCCCUUCCUCCUGGCCCUCGCCUCCAGCUCCAACAUCGGCUCCUCCGCCACGCCCAUCGGCAACCCGCAGAACCUCGUCAUCGCCGUCACCAGCGGCAUCUCCUUCGGCUCCUUCCUCUUCGGCAUCUUCCCGGCCAUGAUCGUUGGAGUCAUCACCAACACCUGCAUCCUCCUCUGUUACUUCUGGAAGCACCUCUCCGUCGACAAGGAGCGGGACCAAGAGUCGGCUGGGGGCCAGGACGUCGUUGUGGCCGACGACGAGGUCACCUCGCACCGGUUCACGCCCGCGAGGAUGUCGCGCGCCAACUCGGUAAACGGCGACGCCGACUACAUGAACGAGCCGAUCCGCAGGAGCGACAGCAUGAGCAGGAGCAAGAGCUACAACUCCGAGGGCGACCGCGACAUCCAGGUCGCCAUCAGGUCGGUGCGCGCGUCCAGCAUGUCGCAGGAGAUGGUGGAGGUGUCCACAGUGUGCGACCGGCGCGACGAUGGCCCCCGGAAGGUGACCAGGACGACCAGCCGCCAGCGCAGCGUGAUCAUCGAGGACGCGCCCGAGCAUAUCUUCGACGGCGACGAGAAGGAGAAGCCGCACGACGAGGAGGUGGUGAAGCAGAAGAAGUGGAAGGUGCUCGCGUGGAAGACCGCCGUGUACCUCACGACGCUCGGGAUGCUCGUCUCGCUCCUCAUGGGGCUCAACAUGUCCUGGACCGCCAUCACCGCCGCCCUCGUCCUCCUGGCGCUCGAUUUCACCGACGCACAAGCAUGCCUAGAGAAGGUAUCGUACUCGCUGUUGAUCUUCUUCUGCGGGAUGUUCAUAACGGUGGAUGGCUUCAACAGAACUGGCAUACCCAACGCGCUCUGGGAGCUGGUGGAGCCGCACGCGAGGAUCGACAGCGCCAAAGGAAUCGCGCUUCUUGCCGUUGUGAUUCUAGUUCUUUCAAAUGUUGCCUCAAAUGUUCCAACCGUGCUGCUGCUGGGCACAAGAGUGGCAGCAUCCGCUGGUGCGAUCUCACCUGCUUCGGAGAAGAAAGCCUGGCUCAUACUAGCUUGGGUCAGCACGGUGGCGGGCAAUCUCACCCUUCUGGGCUCAGCUGCGAACCUGAUCGUGUGUGAGCAGGCGCGGCGGGCGCAGUUCCAUGGCUACAACCUCACCUUCUGGAGCCACCUUCGUUUCGGCGUGCCGUCGACCAUCAUCGUCACCGCUAUUGGCCUCAUUAUCGUCGUUAGCUACUGA